Sorex fumeus (smoky shrew) is the source of this 1494-nucleotide messenger RNA. Its product is annotated as cytochrome P450 11B1, mitochondrial. Gene Ontology annotation, biological process: cholesterol metabolic process; cortisol metabolic process; cellular response to peptide hormone stimulus. The record is from RefSeq and is a predicted model, not a curated record. Gene Ontology annotation, molecular function: steroid 11-beta-monooxygenase activity; iron ion binding; corticosterone 18-monooxygenase activity. NCBI's taxonomy places the organism in Eukaryota, Metazoa, Chordata, Mammalia, Eulipotyphla, Soricidae. Bases 1 to 1494 code for a protein of 497 amino acids. The transcript is spliced from 9 exons. Gene Ontology annotation, cellular component: mitochondrial inner membrane.
AUGGCGUUCAGGGCACAGGCACCCCUACGGCUGACCUCCUACAGGGCCCAGACCCUGGGCUGCAGAGCUGCGGUGGCCGGCGAGCCGGUACUGCCCUUUGUUGCCGUCCCCCAGUAUCCUGUCAGCUCAUGGAUGAAGCUACUUUCAGGAAAGGGGUUCAACUGGGAGCACCUCCACCUGGAGGUGCACCGGGCCUUCCAGGACCUGGGCCCCAUCUUCAGAUUUGACAUGGGCGGGAAAUGCACCGUUUACGUGAUGCAGCUGGAGGACACAGAGAGGCUGAUGCAGGCGGACUGUCGCUUUCCACGCCGCGGCUUCCCGCAGCCCUGGCUGAGCCACCGACAGCAGCGCGGGCACAAGCGCGGCGUGUUCCUGCUAAAUGGCCCUGAGUGGUUCGCACAGAGGAUGCUCCUGAACCCCCAUGUGCUGGCACAGCAGGCCGUGCACAACUUCCUGCCCAUGCUGGACAGACUGGCCCGGGAAUUCUCACAGAUCCUCCGCGCCAAGGUGCUGCAGAACACCCGCCGCUGCCUCACGCUGGACAUGAAGCCCAGCCUGAUGCGCUUUGCCAUGGAAGCCAGCAGCUUGGUCCUGUUCGGGGAGCGGAUGAAUCUCCUGAGAGAGGCCCCGACCCAGGCCAAUGAGGACUUCCUGUCUGCCCUGGAGUUCAUCUUCAAGUCCACGGUGGAGCUCAUGUACCACCAGCACCAGAGCCUGUCCCAAUGGACCAGCAGCGCCCUGUGGAGGGAGCACUUUGAGGCCUGGGACUUAAUCUUCCACUACGCCAGCAACUCCAUGCAGAGGAUCUACCAGGAGCUGUCCUUGGGCCACCCACAGCACUACAGUGGCAUCGUGGCCACACUGCUAGCCAAUGCAGACAUGAACCUGGAACACAUCUGGGCCAACUCCAUUGACAUGACUGCCGGAAGCGUGGACACGACAGUCUACCCUAUGCUGAUGACCCUCUUUGAGCUGGCUCGAAACCCGGAGGUGCAGCAGGCCGUGCGCCAGGAGAGCCUGCGGGCAGAGGCCACCAUCUCAGCAGACCCCCGGAAGGUGCUGACAGAACUGCCCCUGUUGAAAGGAGCCCUGAGGGAGACCCUGAGGCUGUACCCAGUGGGCCCCUUUCUGGACCGCGAGCUGACCUCUGACACAGUGCUGCACAACUACUGGAUACCCACGGGGACCAAAGUCAGGGUGGCACUCUACUCCCUGGGCCGAGACCCCACCACAUUCGCCAGUCCCGAGCGCUACCACCCCAAGCGCUGGCUGGAGCAGGACACCAACACCAGGCUGCCCAAUCUGGCCUUCGGAUUCGGUAUACGCCAGUGCCUGGGGCGGCGCCUGGCCAAGACGGAGAUGCUGCUUCUGAUGCACCACGUGCUGAAAAACUUCAUGGUGGAAACCCCAAAGCAGGAAGAUUUAGGGAUGCUCUACCGCUUCCUGCUGAUACCAUCCACGUUCCCUCUCCUCACCAUCAGGGCCAUAAACUAG